AUGGCGAGCCAGGAGAAAGAUGAGAGCCAAUUGCAGCUCGCCCGCACGCUCAAGUACAUUCCCUGGUGCGAGCAGUACGAGAGGAUGGUGUCCGGGAUGCUCUACGACUCCUUCAUCCCGGAACUAGAAGCAGCCCGGUUCAAAGCCAAAGCCUUCAUCCACGACUACAACCACUACUUCCCCACCGGACCAGAUGCAUCGUUCCAAACCCUCACAAGCAACCGUCUGGAAAAACUAAAAGGCGUCCUGGGCCACGUUGGCGCCGACGACAUCUACAUCGACGCUCCCUUCACCAUCGACUACGGCUGCAACAUCUCCAUCGGCCCGCGCUUCUACGGCGCCUUCAACCUCACGAUCCUCGACUGCGCGCUCGUCGACAUCGGCGCGCGGGUCAUGAUCGGUCCGAAUGUUAGCAUCUUUACCGCGACACAUGAGACGGAGGUGCAGAGUCGGAGGGAUGAUGCGGAGUUUGCGAAGCCGGUGAGGAUUGGGGAUGAUUGUUGGAUUGGAGGGGGGUCGAUUAUUCUUCCUGGGGUGGCGGUUGGGAAGGGGUGUACGAUUGCGGCGGGGAGCAUCGUUACGAGGGAUGUGCCGGCUUGGAGUGUGGCGAUGGGGAGUCCGGCGAAGGUGGUGAAGAAAGUUACGGCGGUGGAUACCGCCGCUGGAGCAACUUGA
Messenger RNA from Zasmidium cellare ATCC 36951, 675 nucleotides. RefSeq lists its product as uncharacterized. The record is from RefSeq and is a predicted model, not a curated record. The transcript has 3 exons. Bases 1 to 675 code for a protein of 224 amino acids. Gene Ontology annotation, molecular function: acetyltransferase activity. NCBI's taxonomy places the organism in Eukaryota, Fungi, Ascomycota, Dothideomycetes, Mycosphaerellales, Mycosphaerellaceae.